Molecule: messenger RNA, 1824 nt
Organism: Penicillium manginii
Lineage: Eukaryota; Fungi; Ascomycota; Eurotiomycetes; Eurotiales; Aspergillaceae
Product: acyclic terpene utilization AtuA family protein
Exons: 3
Coding region: 1-1824 (607 amino acids)
Source: RefSeq, a predicted model, not a curated record
AUGCAGCAGAAACCGCUGCGAGUGGGAAAUGUUUCGGGCGCGACGGGCGACAGCCCAAAUGCGAUGUAUCGCAUGGCAAAGGAUGGAAAUGUCGAUGUUAUUGUUGGAGACUGGCUAUCCGAAAUGAAUAUCGCUUGGAACGCGAUCGCGAAGGCCCAGGAUCCCUCGUUGGGAUAUGAGUCUGGUUUCCUAAUGCAGCUUGGCGACUCGAUCGAUCUAAUAAUGGAGAGGAAGAUCAAGGUCGUAACUAAUGCCGGAGCACUGAACACAGAAGCACUAGCUAAAGAGGUUCACGAUAUGUGUCUGGGGAAGGGAUAUCGGGACGUGAAUAUUGCCGUUGUGCUCGGUGAUGACAUUUCCGAGUUGGUUCAAGACCCGAAGGCUCGAAGCAGCCUGGCUCAUCUUGAUCAUCCGGAUUGGAUUUGUGAGGACUGGCCCCUCGAGCCACAUUGCGGUGUGGCAUAUAUUGGAGCGUGGGGAAUUGUCGAAGCCCUCAAAGCUGGUGCGGACAUAGUGCUCUGUGGUCGUGUCACCGAUGCAUCUCCUGUCAUUGGUGCCGCAGCAUGGUGGUACCAAUGGUCUAAGGAUGCAUGGAAUAGUCUUGCGGGUGCUUUGGUUGCAGGCCAUCUGAUCGAGUGUGGUCCUUAUGUCACCGGAGCCAACUUCUCUGGCUUCAAAGCUAUCCUACCCCAAUUAGUGGAUCUUUCCUUUCCAAUUGCAGAGAUCGAAGCAGACGGUACGUGUGUUAUCACUAAGUGUCAACAAUAUGCCGGUGCAGUGACCAAGCAUAACACAAUCGCCCAAUUUCUCUACGAACUCCAAGGAGAACAAUAUCUCAAUUCAGAUGUUGUGGCGGAUCUCCACAACAUUCAGAUCGAAGAAAUCGGCUCAAAUCGCAUACGAGUAUGCGGCAUGGCUGGAAAUCCACCUCCCGAUACGACUAAAGCAAUCAUUGCCGCGCCCGGUGGCUAUCAAGCCGAGGCAACCUUCUACAUCAAUGGACUAGAUGUCGCCGAGAAAGCAGAGAUGAUGCGCAAUCAAUUAUCCCAUAUCUUUCGUGAUAACAAGUUCAGCAAGCUAUCCAUCGAAUUGUAUGGCUCCGCAUCUACAGACCCGAAAAGCCAGCAAGAAGGGACUGUAUCCCUGCGUGUUUUUGCACAAUCGAGGAAGUUGGAAGAUAUCGCUGCUUCGAAAUUCAAGAUUCCCAUUUAUGCUUUACGCAUGCAGAGCUAUCCAGGCUAUCAUAUGAACCUCGACUUCCGUACCAUGGACCCAAAGCCGUUCAUGGAGAUUUUCCCUGUGUUGAUUAAGAUGAACCUUCUCAAUCACCGGGCUAGAUUGUUCCCAGAUGGUCCUGAAAUUCAAGUUGCGCCUCCAUCCAUAACAAUGAAACAGCCAGUUCAACGGCCCUCCUAUGAGACUAUGCAUCCUGUCUCUUUGGAAACAUUCGGCCCAACACAACUAGCUCCACUAGGAAGCAUUGUGCAUGCACGAUCCGGCGACAAGGCAAAUAAUUCUAAUAUCGGGUUUUUUGUCCAACACGAUGACGAAUAUCCUUGGCUGCAAUCGUUCCUCACAGUUCCUCGGUUAAAGCUCCUGUUUGGAGACGACUGGACUGAUAAUACGGAAGAUGGAGCCGAAAGAAGAGUGGAGCGCUGUGAGUUUCCCAAGAUUCUGGCAGUGCAUUUCCGCGUCCUGGACUUUCUGGAUGGGGGUAUCGCCAGUUCAAGCAGAAUUGAUGGACUUGGUAAGGGCAUUGGAGAAUUUCUUCGCAGUCGGCUAGUCCCGGUCCCCGUCAAAUUUCUUGAACGGGGCUGUAUUUGA